Molecule: messenger RNA, 438 nt
Organism: Saccharomycopsis crataegensis
Lineage: Eukaryota; Fungi; Ascomycota; Saccharomycetes; Ascoideales; Saccharomycopsidaceae
Product: 40S ribosomal protein S23
Exons: 2
Coding region: 1-438 (145 amino acids)
Biological process (GO): translation
Cellular component (GO): ribosome; cytosolic small ribosomal subunit
Molecular function (GO): structural constituent of ribosome
Source: RefSeq, a predicted model, not a curated record
AUGGGUAAAGGUAAACCAAGAGGUCUUAACUCUGCUAGAAAAUUGAGAGUCCACAGAAGAAACAACCGUUGGGCUGAUCAAUCUUACAAGUCCAGAUUGUUAGGUACUGCCUUCAAGUCCUCUCCAUUCGGUGGUUCUUCUCACGCUAAGGGUAUUGUGUUGGAAAAGAUUGGUGUCGAAGCCAAGCAACCAAACUCUGCUAUCAGAAAGUGUGUCAGAGUCCAAUUGAUCAAGAACUCUAGAAGAGUUACUGCUUUCGUUCCAAACGAUGGUUGUUUGAACUACGUUGACGAAAACGACGAAGUCUUGUUGGCUGGUUUCGGUAGAAAGGGUAAGGCUAAGGGUGAUAUUCCAGGUGUUAGAUUCAAGGUUGUCAAGGUCUCUGGUGUCUCCUUGUUGGCUUUGUGGAAAGAAAAGAAGGAAAAGCCAAGAUCUUAA